CGCGUGCGAGAAUGUGUCCUCGCGCUCACUCCACACGCGCACUCUGAAAGAGCUCGAGCUCCAGUGCGCGCGGGGACCCGCUCUCUCUCACUGUCACUCUCUUUAUCGCUCUCUUUUUCCCGCUCUUUUUGUGUUUAUUUGAUGAUUCUCAUUUUUACGCUACAAACUAAUUUUAACGAAUUUUCUACGGAUAUAUUUUUGCGCUGGUUUAACGAACAGAGAGUCGACGGGAGAGAGAAAAUGCCGGGGGAAGCCGGAGUACAGUAACGGACUUUACCGGUCAUUAGUGGACUUUACCGGCCAUUAGCGGACUUUACCGGUCAGCGGGUUUCUAAGCCGCGUAGCCGGGGAACAGGGGCCGGUGAGCGGGCAUCUGUGAGCUCCGUGCCCCGGCAGACUCUCCAGCGGAAAUGUUGGAGCUGCUGGCCGGCUAAAGUGACUCAGGCUCGGGCAGAGACUCGGCUAAGUGCCCUGUGCUGGUACGGGUGCUGUGAAGUUUACUGGUUAUGGGUCUCAGCAGCGCUCCAGUGUCCUCCCUCUGUUUGAUUCUUGCAACCCUCUGUGCAGCAGCGUUGGCAUGUAGCAGCCAUUAUGAAUACGCCAUCGAGGAGUUCUGCCUGGCCAAGUUCAAGCUGGACAUGGAAGCUUUGGACCAGGGCCAUUGGUGCAGCUGGGAGGACACAGUAGAGUCCUAUGGGGAGUUGACAAACUGCACGUUCCUGGUGGCGCUGAAGAUGAACUGCUUCUGGCCCAACAGGCUGGUGGACGAAUUCUUCAUCCGCGUGCACCGGCACUACUUCCAGGACUGCUCACUGUCGGGCCGGCUGCUUCACGACCCGCCCAACCGUAUCCUGGGGCCUUUUAUCAUAGUGCCCAUACUGGUCACGUUGCUCAUGACGGCUCUAGUGGUGUGGAGGAGUAAGCGCAGUGAAGGCAUCGUGUAGGGCAGCCCUGAACACCAAAGUGCCCUUCAUAAAUAACACAUCACAUGACAACAUCCUGAGAGCACAUAGUAUACUGAUGCUGCUGCUGCUGCAACCUACAGACCUUUCUGUGCGACUGAUUGCUUGUAUCUUGUCAUUGACUGGUUGGCCAGCGAAGCAACCUAAUGCAUAAACAUUUACACAUACAUGCAAACACACACACACACGUCACAUGCCAACAGUUCUACUCUACUAAAGACUGCCCGCCCACACACUGGCAAACAGAUUCGCAAAGGACUUUACUUCCAAAGAGUCAGAGUUGUAUGGAUCUAUACAGGAAGUUUCCAUAAGGAUGCCUCAUCAGUUGCAGCAUAAGCAGAUCUGCCCUCUGAACAAACGGACACUAGCUGAAUGAACCUUAUUUACAAACUGAAAAAAAAAACACACAAAUAUCUAAAGCAAAAGGAAAGACACUGUGUGUGUUAUAUGUGUGUGUGUGUGUGUGUGUGUGUGUCUUGGGACUCCUCAUUAUUAUCCACAAACGUUGAACUCAACAGCUUGCACUCAUAUGCCAUUACUCAUGUGUAUCAUGCCAAAUGUUGACAGCACUUAUUGUAGUAAAUAUUGUUGUUCUGUUGCAACAAAACCUUGUAGUUUAAAAAUAUUAUGUAAACAUUAAUGUAAAGAAUGUGUCAUAAGACUUUCAUGAAGGGCAGCAUUCCUAACAUCCACUGAGGUAACAUUACACUCACCUUCAAAAAAAGGGUUGCAUCACCACAAAAAGAGUGUUUUGGAUUGCAAUGCUAUUUAAAAUAAAGUAAAAAGUUACAGAAACAGUUUAUAUUUACACUUUCCACCUGCGUUAAUAGCAACGCAGUUUAAAUAGCAACAGAGCUUAUAAAUAUAUAUAUAUAUAUACAUAUUGAUGGGAGUACACAGGAAACAGGAAAUGAGGCAGAUCUUUUUUUCAAAGACACACAAUCCAAUAAACAGACAAGGGUCGAAUCACUGGCAAACAGGGUAAUUUAGAGUCUUAGGCAAAGACGAAGUCGAAGCAUGAGGCAAAAGGUUAAAAUUCCAAAACAAAAACACUAGGACUAGAACUGCUCAGAGCUUAGAGUUCAGAAGAUUGAAAUACUAAGACUUCUAAGAGUCUAUAGCCGGAGGCUCCUUUAUAGAGUAUGUGAAUAGCAUUCAGGUGAGUGUGCCAGUGAUCAGAACUCUGGUGAUGCUGAGCACUGUUGGGCAGGAGAGUGUGGAGUUGUAGGGCUGACAUAUGCUCUGAAAGUGAGAUGUGUUCAGGUAAAUUUCUUGUGUAUUACUAUCUUGGCAAUGGUACACACAAGUGCACCACUGACUACCCACCAAGGUGCAAUCCUGUCACUUAAUUCUUUCCGAGUGCAACCAUGUUUUUGAUGUUGAGUGUAUAUGAAACUGAAACUGUUGGAAUAGGCAUAUAUAAUGAUACAUGUUUAUAACAUGCAGGUGUUAUAUACAGGCCUAUUAAUGCUACCCUUCAUAAGAGUGUUCAUAGAAGUUUUUUGUUUUCCAAGUCAUUUUGGGACGUUUCUUGUUGUUCACUACACUAAAACCUCCACACAAUGUAAACAGCAGCUGGCAUAAUUUAAGUUUUGUUAAUGAACAAGGUUUUCAUAUGACGGCCACUAUGUGUAAUUCUGUUAUUUAAUAUAGAAAUAGAAUAGAAUAAAGCACUUUGAAGUCACAAUAACCACGCCAUGUAAAUGCCAAUGACUCUGAGAUUCUGUUGACAGUGAAUCUGGGGAGUAAAACAAAGGUUACUUGAACUUGGAUGUAUGUUUUGCGACAGAAAUGUAGUUUACUAGGCUACUCGUCUCACUACAGUUUUGGAACAUUUUGGAAUGACUUACAUUGUUUUUUCAUUAUAUACAGUAAUAUUUUAUGGCACUUAUAAAGUGUUGAAAUAAAUCUAAAAGAAUGAU
This is a messenger RNA of Astyanax mexicanus (Mexican tetra), 2884 nucleotides long. It is a transcript of the gene ramp1, whose product is annotated as receptor activity modifying protein 1. Gene Ontology annotation, cellular component: cell surface; signaling receptor complex; membrane. Bases 507 to 944 code for a protein of 145 amino acids. Gene Ontology annotation, biological process: calcium ion transport; protein localization to plasma membrane; regulation of G protein-coupled receptor signaling pathway. NCBI's taxonomy places the organism in Eukaryota, Metazoa, Chordata, Actinopteri, Characiformes, Acestrorhamphidae. The record is from RefSeq and is a predicted model, not a curated record. The transcript has 3 exons. Gene Ontology annotation, molecular function: coreceptor activity.